Molecule: messenger RNA, 714 nt
Organism: Dracunculus medinensis (Guinea worm)
Lineage: Eukaryota; Metazoa; Nematoda; Chromadorea; Rhabditida; Dracunculidae
Source: the annotation of a GenBank genome assembly
AUGAUGAGCCAUUUUCAGCUAUUGAAUGAGAAUAAAUGUGCCCCACCAGUCGCCGUAUUUUUUACAUGUAUGGAUGCUCGAAUUGAUCCUUUGAAUUUGACUCAUACACAAGCUGGUGACAUGUAUAUUGUUCGAAAUGCGGGCAACAUGGUACCAAAUUCACUCACUUUUGGAUUGUGUGGCCAAGAAAUCUUAGCGGAAACUGAACCAGCUGCAUUAGAUUUAACGCUGAAUCGAAGCAAAAUAAAACAUGCAGUGGUGUGCGGUCAUUCUGAUUGUAAAGCCAUGAAAUUACUUCGAAAUAUAUAUGAAAAUCCGCAUGAAUUUGAUUUAUCAAGUCCUUUGCAUCAGUGGGUUCGCAAACGCGGUUAUCGAAGUGUUGACAAGUUGCAAGAACGAUUGAAAAAAGGCAAUUCCAAGAUCGUUUUUGCUUCCAACGAUAAUGUUUUCAGUUUUCGAGCAUUAAUCGAUCCAGAGAAUACUUUAAAUAUUGUCGAUAUAUUGUCGCAAAUCAACACUCUACAGCAAGUCGAAAAUAUAACGUCGCAUGGGUUUCUAAAAGAUUUAAUAGCAAAGAAUCAAAUACAUUUGCAUGCUUUAUGGUUGGACAUAACGAAUGCUGAUAUAUACUUAUUCUCCAAAAAGCAUGAGCGCUUCAUAAUCAUUGAUGAGAAAACCGUAAACGAUUUAUUAAAAGAAGUUAUGGACGAUUGA